CUUCCCCUCCUCGCUGCCCUGGCAGUGUGUUUGAGGGGAGCUCUGGAUUCCUCACAGUCCUCCUGGGAGAUGCAGAAGUGGCCUUUGGCAGCCUGGGGCAUGUUGGAGCUGUCCUGUAAGAGCAUGUGGGAAGUCCAAGAAGGGAGCAUGGACCAGCCCAGUGGAAGGAGUUUCAUGCAAGUUCUCUGUGAGAAAUACAGCCCUGAAAACUUCCCGUAUCGCCGUGGCCCCGGCAUGGGGGUGCACGUCCCAGCAACUCCCCAGGGCUCACCCAUGAAAGACCGCCUGAACCUGCCGAGUGUGCUGGUGCUGAACAGCUGUGGCAUCACCUGUGCCGGGGAUGAGAACGAGAUCGCCGCCUUCUGCGCCCACGUCUUCGAGCUCGACCUCUCUGACAACAAACUGGAAGACUGGCACGAGGUCAGUAAAAUUGUGUCCAACGUUCCCCACUUGGAGUUUCUAAACUUGAGUUCCAACCCUCUCAGUUUGUCCGUUCUAGAGAGAAGUUGCGCUGGGUCCUUCGCUGGCGUUCGCAAACUUGUGCUCAACAACAGCAAAGCUUCCUGGGAAACAGUGCACACCAUCCUGCAGGAAUUACCUGACUUGGAGGAGCUCUUCCUGUGCCUUAAUGACUACGAAACAGUGUCUUGUUCUCCUGUUUGCUGCCAGUCUCUCAAACUGCUCCACAUAACUGACAAUAAUCUUCAAGACUGGACUGAAAUUCGAAAAUUGGGAAUUAUGUUUCCAUCCCUGGACACACUUAUUCUGGCUAACAACAACCUCACCACCAUCGAAGAGUCAGAAGAUUCCCUGGCAAGGCUGUUCCCCAACCUGAGAUCCAUCAACUUGCACAAAUCAGGUCUGCACUGCUGGGAAGACAUUGACAAGUUAAAUUCUUUUCCCAAGCUCGAGGAAGUGAAGCUGCUGGGAAUUCCUUUGCUGCAGUCCUACACCACCGAGGAGCGAAGGAAGCUGCUAAUAGCCAGGCUGCCAUCCAUCAUCAAGCUCAACGGGAGCAUUGUCGCCGAUGGGGAGCGAGAGGACUCGGAGCGAUUCUUCAUCCGAUAUUACAUGGAAUUCCCGGAGGAGGAGGUGCCAUUCAGGUAUCACGAGCUGGUCACCAAGUAUGGGAAGCUGGAACCCUUGGCAGUGGUGGAUCUUCGGCCUCAGAGCAGUGUGAAGGUGGAGGUUCACUUCCAGGACAAGGUGGAGGAGAUGUCCAUCCGCCUCGAUCAGACUGUGGCAGAGCUGAAGAAGCACUUAAAAACUGUGGUGCAGCUGUCCACGAGCAACAUGCUGCUCUUCUACUUGGACCAGGAGGCUCCCUUUGGUCCUGAGGAGAUGAAGUACAGCUCCCGAGCGCUGCACUCCUACGGCAUCCGGGAUGGGGAUAAAAUCUACGUGGAGCCCAGAAUGAAAUAACCUCUCUUGACCACACACAUGCCCCCCCACACCCACACACAUGCAUUAAGGAGUUUUUGCAAGGUUUUUGUUUCGGUUGGUUGGUUGAGGUUUGGUUGUGUUUCUGUAGCAGGUGAUUUCUUAGCCCGGAGGAGGUGCCCUGACGUGAGAACCAACGCCCACCAUCCACUGCAGGUGACCUUGAGGUGACAGUUGACUUCAGGACGUGUGUUUCAGUGUGGGCAAUACCUUGAUGUUUCCUUUGAUGCUCCGGUAUACUCGUGAUUUGGCGUGAAUGGUCAGUUGUUCAAGCUAAGGAAUGCCAGGGUCCAUAAGGGAGACAACAGCUCGGUGCAGAAUUUGACCUGUUGUUUUCUUUUCCUAAGUUUUUGGUGUUUUGCUCCACCAGAGCUCCCUUUGGCCUCGCUACCCGACUGUGGCUCGAGCUUGCUGAAGUGUUUCCUUGCAGCUUGGUGCUGUCCCAACCUUUUGUUGUGCUCGAGUUCACAGACAAGAUCUCCAACAGUAUUUAUUCCGCUUGAUUCAGAGCUCAGGUACUUAGUGCAUCCACUUCACUCCGCUGGUUUGGUUUCUAGGAGUGCAAAAAUGGGGGAAAGAAAGAGAAUUUAGCAGAAAGAAACUUCCUUUUCAGAACACACGCCCUGUAUCCACAUUGAUUUGGGGGGAAAACCAGGAAGUUUUGGUGGCUGUUCCCAUCUCACACUGUGUCUGCAGCCUGUAGCACUGGCAGGCUGGGGGCAACGGGACCCUUGGGUGUGUUGCAAAGUGAAUUUUGGAGUGUGGUGGGAUGGGUGUUGCGUUGGAAGGGCUUUUAGAGUAACAGGUCAGCGAGGGGUUGAAGAGCUUCCCCCACUGGCCAUCAUCCAUCCUGAUGCUGAAGAGAUCCUCCAUGCACUUAACCUUGACCAGCUGGUACUGAACGUGGAAUGGCUAAAACUCCUCUCCAGGGAGGAGAGGAAGAGUGAAGUUUGUGUUUGUUGCUGUUGCACCAGAAUUCAAACCUUAGCACUUUCCCCGGGGCCCCUGGCUGGGGGUCCCUGCUUGGGGUCUGAGCCAGGACAAUGUGUCAGCUCAGACCAGUUCCUACAAGUUGAGUAACAAAGCAACCAGACUCGUGUUUGUUGUUCAGCAGGUUUUCACUCCCUAUUGGCUUCCCUCACCUUUUGCUGCUGCUUGAGUUAGCCCCUGUUUUCUGCUGCAGAGCAGAUUCCCUUUCCUGUUCAGUGAAAUCCUCCUUCCUUCCUAUCUCUUGUUUCCCUUCCCUGUGUCUUCCUUUGUUCCUCUGCUCCCUGACAAGUUGAAGACUUUUCAGAUUUCCUAGUUACAAGCAGCUGCAUAAAAGUUUUUGAAGCUGUGCAGUGAGGGCUCUAGUUACACAUGAACUCCUGACCUUAAUUUUGAAAUGCUCCCUUGUCCCCACGUGCACUUUCUUUCCCAUGAUGCUUCUGUCCACAUCACCAAGCUCCUUUGAUAUUCCUGGAGUUGUGUAUUUCUCUUCAUAUUUCACCUAGAAAGUGGGGUGGGAUAGGAUGGGGAGGGGGUGAAGUGUUAUCUCGUAGUCUUCAGGUUCAGAAUGUGGGGAUAGUUCACAGGGGGGAGUAGUUCCUCAUCCAAAGUAAGCAUUAAAAAUGGGAGGAUUUAAGACAAAUUAAUAAUUUGUGCCUCACCCCCCUGCCAAAAAUACCAAUUUCUUGGCCCCGUUGAGAUGAGCAAUAGGAAAGGGAGCAAGACUUUCCACAGGUAGCAUAGAGACCACAGCAUGUGCCUGCAGAGCUGUGGUACCUGUAAAACUAAACAGCAGGGAGGUAGUGGCAGUGUAACAUAAAAUGAUGCUUUUAUAAGCUAGAGCUUUACUGAAGAUGUAUUUUCCGUUUUGGGCAGUGAAAGUAAUUUGCUGCCUUAUAGCAGAACUCUUAAGCCAACACUUUCUGUAUGAUAUAUAUAUAUAUAUAUACAUACGUGCGAAUAGGAGAAGUUGUGGUUAAUAAGAUAUUUUGUUAUAAAGCAAAGUUUUAUGAAGAUAUGGUUGUUUAAUAUUAGAAGCCUAUUUCAGCCCUUGACCUCCAGUGUAAGUAGGUUGUCCCUGAGUCGCUGCAGUGUCCGAGGUAAGCGACCAAGAGGGAUGCAAAAGUGUCUCUGACCUAAUUCUGUAGAGCAGUAAUUGCCUCUGUGGGUGUAUUUAUGGCAUUGUACCUGCUAUUAAUGAGAUGCUGUAAGUCUUGACCAACUUCCUGAGCACAAUUAAGUGUCUGGGUUUCAGAGAAGGGAAUAAACAAAGACCAUUAAAGAGCUGAAUGGGAUGAUAAAGAAGACCCAAGGAUGUGCUUUUAAGUUUGUUUGCCCACUAAAAGUUGGCCUGUCCCUGGAGGGGUUGGUGCUGUCACUGCACCAGCUCAGAACUGUCAGUAAAUCCUGGUUUUAUUUGUGGCAGAUCUGAUGGGAACUGGGAGAUGGGAAAGAACAGCUACUGACAUACAAGGUCAGCAAGUGCUGGGGAUUUGGUGCUGACACCCAACCCAGCUGCCCUGGUCAGGCAGGUCAGAAGUCACAAUAUCAACAUCACCACUUUGCCACUUCUCCAGGGAAGGGUUUUUAAUGGAUGAUGUUCUCAAGGCAUUCACCUUGUGUGCAGCUUGUGGGACAC
Messenger RNA from Corapipo altera (White-ruffed manakin), 4066 nucleotides. RefSeq names its product tubulin folding cofactor E like (gene TBCEL). Gene Ontology annotation, biological process: protein folding. NCBI's taxonomy places the organism in Eukaryota, Metazoa, Chordata, Aves, Passeriformes, Pipridae. The coding region runs from base 70 to 1422 and encodes 450 amino acids. The record is from RefSeq and is a predicted model, not a curated record. The transcript is spliced from 8 exons. Gene Ontology annotation, molecular function: alpha-tubulin binding.